Molecule: messenger RNA, 1290 nt
Organism: Ruditapes philippinarum (Manila clam)
Lineage: Eukaryota; Metazoa; Mollusca; Bivalvia; Venerida; Veneridae
Exons: 5
Coding region: 31-1290 (419 amino acids)
Biological process (GO): fungal-type cell wall polysaccharide metabolic process
Cellular component (GO): fungal-type cell wall
Source: RefSeq, a predicted model, not a curated record
ACUUUUUUAGACAUCAGUGCGGACGUGAAAAUGAAAAGUGGAAUAGUUUUAGAACUUGUCAGUAUACACAUGCUGCUGUUGCUGGUUGCUAUGACAACAGGAGUGUCUACAAAGAAAGGUGUGGUACAUAUUGGCAGAGAUUACUUAUGUGGUGACUUUGGCAACUUAAAUUCCGGUAUAGUUUCAUGGUAUGACUACUUAAUCGACUUGACAUAUUUUCGUUCAAAAGAAAUCGAACAAAACUGCGCAACAAACAUUUACGACUACAGUGACAAGUUCGUCGCAAUGGUAUGGGGCCUCGAUACCAAUUUGGAUAAAACUAUUGCUGGAAGUACUGUAUUUGGAUACAACGAACCUAAUCACGAAACUCAGUCCAAUAUUACUGCCACGUUAGCUGCAGAAUCAUGGGGAAAUAUAACUCAAAAGUUCCCUGGCAAAACAUAUGGGAGUCCAUCGGCGUCUAAAUGUGGAGGACAAAAUUGUUUAAGCGAUGAUGUUGGUUGGUUUGAUGAGUUCUUCCAAGUGUGUGAACAAUACAAUUGUCAUGUGGACUUCCUCAUAACUCAUACUUACAUGUGCGAUGCAGAUGCAGUUCUUUCCUAUUUAGAAUUUCUGAGCGUUAGAUAUUCGAAAAAUAUUUGGCUGAAGGAAUUUUCGUGCGGUCAGAUCAAAAGUAAAUUACUAAUGAAGAUUUUUAUGCAACAAAUUCUUCCUAAGCUUGAAGAGGCCCCUUUUAUAAUAGGAUAUAAUUGGUACAAAUCGAGACUCGUGGAGGAGGAGAAUGGUACAGACUAUGUCUAUCCAGCCGCAAGUCUUCUUCACGCAAACAACAAUUCCCUCACAGAGUUAGGACAGAUUUACAUUAAUUAUAAUGGUGGUGCACUUCCAGUUGAAGUUAUACCAAAGCCAAAUGCACCAGCUGAGGCAUUAUCUCUUCUUAUCAACGAGAAAGCCGCCAAUCGAGAAGAUCUGACGGGUGCUGACGAGAUUGAAGCAUUAGCAAUUCUUAAAGUGUUUUUAUGGAAUCCUACUGAUUGGCCGGACAUACUUUAUUCCAUCAAACAACAGUACAACAAUCUCCAGGAGACAGUUGCUGCUUAUUAUAUGACAGCUACGAAAAAGGAUGUAAAGGCCAGAAUCAGGGAGGUUUUUGAGGUGUUAAUGUGCACACAUAUGAAUCAUAUUCUGGACAAAGGAGAUCUAAGGACAGAGGUACAAAGGGUCCAAUCGUUGGAAUAUAACAUAACAGGUUUAGAGAAAAAGGGACGGCUGAAGAUCCCAGCAUGUUGA